ACGUCCAUACCAUAACUUUAUCCCCUACCAUUAACCCUAACCAGUUUUUAUUUCAACUUUAAAGGGGUAGUGACGUCCAAAUGAUCCAAGAUAGCAAGGACAGUCAAGAGGGUCUAGUGCACGGUGCGGUGCGCAUCUGAGGUCUUGGAGCUGUCUGAAACGCACGGAGUUUUGUCAUGUUUUCUUCGAAUAACUGGAGCUCUUUUUCACUUCUGCUUGCAAGAAGAUAAUAACCAUGAUCAACAUUAGUGUCAAAACACAUAACUGGCUGUUUUACGCAGAAUAUUAAAAGGAACUUGGCUAAUGGAGAGGAUGGAAAACUCAACUAUCCCUUUUAUCAAGAGGGAAACUCUCACUAUAUAGCCAGUCCCACUUCAGGUCUUCCCCUCCACCCCAGGCAGGCCUGUGGCCGCCAUGAUGAGCAGCUCAUCCAGCCCAGCUGAGUUCUCCAGGGACAGGACCUCCCUCCUGUCCAUAGACUCUAGCGUCUUCUACAGCGAGCCCCCUCCUGUCUGUGACUACCCACUCGACUUCUUCACCAUCAACGUGGGAGGAAGCCGCUACGUUCUCUCCCAGGAGCUGCUGGCAUCCCACCCAGAAACCCGUCUGGGCAAGCUGGCCCUGUCCACACGGGACUCUGCCCUGGAGCUCUGUGACGACGCUGACUUGCUGGAGAAUGAGUUCUUCUUUGACCGCAGCUCACAGACCUUCCAGUAUGUGAUAAACUUCUACCGCACAGGCCACCUGCAUGUCAGGGAGGAGCUUUGCGUGUUCUCUUUCCUCCAGGAGAUUGAGUACUGGGGCAUCGACGAGCUCUGCAUCGAUCCCUGCUGCCGGGAACGCUACUACCGCCGCAAGGAGCUCAAGGAGAGCCUGGACGUGCGGAACGAGGCUGUGGCUGACGAAAGCCAGGACGAAGACUUCAACGGCGCGGCGUGCCCAGAUCUCCGGCGGCGCCUGUGGGACCUGCUGGAGAAGCCAGAGUCUUCACGAGCGGCACGCGCCUUCGGCACGCUGUCCAUCAUCUUCGUGGCGGUGUCCAUUGUCAACAUUGUGCUCAUCUCGCUGGACCUGGGGAAUGUGGGUGGGAACGGGAUCGGUGACGAGAGUGGGGGCAGUGACGGGGGUACACCUUUCUUCGUGGAUGCACUGGAAUAUGUGUGCGUGGUGUGGUUCACCGGCGAGCUGGUGUUGCGCUUUGUCUCUGUGCGCGACAAGUGCCGCUUCACCCGUAGCUUUCCCAAUGUGAUCGACCUGCUAGCCAUCCUGCCCUUCUAUGUGACUCUGGCAGUUGAGAGUCUGCACGGUGGCUCUACUGAGCUGGAGAACAUGGGCCGCGUGGUGCAGGUGCUCAGGCUCAUGAGGUCCCUCCGCAUGCUCAAACUAGGACGCCACUCCACAGGUAAUGUAGUUGUCUAUCCAAACAUACAGAAUACGCAGCCAUUUUAAUCCUGUCAUGAUUCCUAAACCUGAUGUCGUUACCUAUCAUUUGUCACGCCAAGCUGCAGUAGUCCAGGAUGUCAGAUUGUCCAGGAUCUCAAAGUUGAUUUUGAAGGUAGCAAUCCAGUUGAGAUACGUCAUUAUUUUCAAAGGAUAGAUCACUUAUUUCUUUCUUCCAGCAACUCCAUUAGGUGAUUUGUAGAUGUGUGCAAAAAG
Molecule: messenger RNA, 1656 nt
Organism: Oncorhynchus masou masou (cherry salmon)
Lineage: Eukaryota; Metazoa; Chordata; Actinopteri; Salmoniformes; Salmonidae
Product: potassium voltage-gated channel subfamily V member 1-like
Exons: 2
Coding region: 415-1449 (344 amino acids)
Biological process (GO): potassium ion transmembrane transport; protein homooligomerization
Cellular component (GO): voltage-gated potassium channel complex; membrane
Molecular function (GO): voltage-gated potassium channel activity; protein binding
Source: RefSeq, a predicted model, not a curated record